Glarea lozoyensis ATCC 20868 is the source of this 1584-nucleotide messenger RNA. RefSeq lists its product as uncharacterized. Lineage: Eukaryota; Fungi; Ascomycota; Leotiomycetes; Helotiales; Helotiaceae. Gene Ontology annotation, molecular function: zinc ion binding; DNA-binding transcription factor activity, RNA polymerase II-specific. The coding region runs from base 1 to 1584 and encodes 527 amino acids. The transcript has 4 exons. The record is from RefSeq and is a predicted model, not a curated record. Gene Ontology annotation, biological process: regulation of DNA-templated transcription.
AUGCCAAGAGUCGCUCCAGGGGAUAGGAAGAGGGCGAAGAAGCCUAAAACGCGAACCGGCUGCAAAACCUUUCGCCGCGUAAAAUGUGAUGAACAAAAACCAUCAUGCCUCAAGUGCACCUCAACUGGUCGCGUUUGCGACGGCUACAAUAAUGAACUUUGCAUCAAACUCUCAUCACCAGCCACCUUCACAAGAGAAACGACGCAAACUAUAUCACCGAUACGUUCUCCCUCCCUCGAGGUUCCGGGCGAUUCAAGAGAGCGACGUGCAUUGCAUUUCUUCUGUGAGAGAACAGUUCGGCAACUCAAUCCAUUCAGGGCUGACGACUUCUGGGACCUCCAUAUCCUGCAAGCAACGCAACAUGAACCAUCGAUUCGUCAUGCAAUUGUCGCCUUAGGAUCGUUACAUGAGAAGUUUGAGCAAAGCGAUGGGUUGAUACUUCCUCAGAGCGAUGACUUUGCUUUGCAGCAGUAUAAUUUGGGUAUCACUUCGUUACUAGAGCCAUUUUCUAGAGGUGGUCAGCAAAACAUGGAUGUCUGUUUGACAGCGAGUAUUUUGUUUGCUUGCUUUGAGCCAGGCUUUCAGACAUUGCAAGGACGACUUGGGCUAGCCAUUGCACACAUAAGAAGCGGCGCCAGACUUCUGUAUGAGAUAGAGUAUAAUGAAAACCAGAAAAAGCAUAAUCACAAGACACUCAAAUGCUCAUCAUCGCCAUUCGUACCUAUGGAAAUACUCGAAGACCUUUUCCUGAGAGUGUAUCUACAAAUUGUGGAGAUGGUAGGUCCAAUAACUGAUCUUCCAAUCCAUAAAAAGACCAGUCUGGGCCGUCAAGGAGGGACUCCACCAACUGCCUUCUCCUCUCUUGGGGAAGCCCGCAACUGCUUAAUCUACAAUUGGCACGAACGAACCACGCCGCGAGAGUUCAAGACUGGUAAAACCACUGAAGAUUUGCAUCGGGUGGUAGCACGGCAAAAUGAAUCACUCGCCCUCUAUGACCAGUACAACUCUGCUUUCCAGUCUUUUCUUGCUACGAAAGGCUCUGUGUUGAAUGACUCUCAACGUAAAGGUGUGCGGGUACUGGAGAUACACCACCUUGCCGCAUACGUAGCUCUCAAUUCCAAGAAAACGACCCUCGAUGUUCAGACAGUAUGGGACCAAUACGUCCCUAUAUUCGACAAAAUCGUGACUCUUGCAGAAGAAGUCACUCUUCUAGACAGCUUAGAUACAGCAGCUCCGGUCUUCUCCAUCGACAUGGGUAUAGUCGCUCCUCUCUACUCAGUUGCACACAAAUGUCGAGACCCCAUUGUCCGGCGACGAGCGAUUGCUGUUUUGAAAGCGGCGCCAAGACAAGAAGGAGUCUGGAAUUCAACUUUGGUUGCUAGAGUUUGUGAACGAGUUGUUGAUCUUGAAGAGGCGGGAUUGGGAAUGGUAACCAGUUGUGCAGACGUGCCUGAUUGGGCGAGACUAUCUGCUGUUAUACCGAUCUUUGCAGCGGAAGGUAGGAAGGCUGUUCUUACCUAUAGUCGAGGGAUGAGCCCGAACGAAUUUGUGCGAAAUACGUACGAGGAAGAGAUCGUGUGGUAG